CCUCUUCCUUCUCUCCGUAGAUUUUUCCGACAUAUACUUACGAGCUGCACUGCACUCUCCACCUCGAAGCGGGACCCGCUCGGUCGCUCACGGCUUUUCUUGCCGCCGCCGCCGCCGCCGAACUCAACAAGGAGCAGCGGCGCCGCGCCACACGCAGCACUUGUCGUUGUCGCCGGACCUCAGAUUGCAAUGGCUACUUCUUCCUCGUUCUCUGCAUACACGGCACAAGGGCAAAUGUCCUGUCCUGAAGCUCGAAAGUCCCCCCAAUACCUGUUCAAAAUAUCCACCUCUUCCUGCAAACAGUCGGUUCAACACGAUGCGGUUUCUUUUUCUGCUUAUAUGACAAAAAUGAGGUUGUCAUCCUGUGGAAAUCCGUUGAAGUUGGCUGUCACUGAAAGAUCUUCACAGAGAAAAGGAUUCUGUUGCUCAGCCAUGGAUGUUGACAAUUCAAGGGCUUCGUUUUCUCCUGGAAAGAAGUUUCAACUCGACGAUGUGAUUGAAGCUCAGCAGUUUGACAGAGAUACUCUUAGUGCUAUUUUUGAAGUUGCACAUGACAUGGAGAAGAUCGAAAAGAAUUCACCUGGAAGUAAAAUUCUCAAGGGUUAUCUGAUGGCUACUCUAUUUUAUGAGCCCUCUACCAGGACUAGGCUUUCAUUCGAGUCUGCCAUGAAAAGGUUAGGCGGUGAGGUCUUAACCACUGAAAAUGCACGUGAGUUCUCAUCAGCAGCGAAGGGCGAAACACUGGAAGAUACGAUAAGAACUGUUGAGGGCUAUUCGGAUAUUAUUGUGAUGCGGCAUUUUGAAAGAGGUGCUGCGAGAAGAGCAGCAGCUACAGCUGGAAUCCCAGUCAUUAAUGCAGGGGAUGGUCCAGGACAGCAUCCGACUCAGGCUCUUUUAGAUGUGUAUACGAUUGAAAGGGAGGUCGGGAAGCUGGAUGGCAUUAAAGUAGCGCUUGUAGGAGACCUCGCUAAUGGAAGGACGGUUCGUUCACUUGCAUAUUUGCUUACCAAGUACCAAGGUGUGAAGAUUUAUUUCGUAGCCCCUGAUAUUGUCAAGAUGAAGGACGACAUCAAAGGGUACUUGACAUCGAAGGGGGUGGAAUGGGAAGAGAGCGCCGAUCUAAUGGAAGUGGCGUCUAAGUGCGAUGUGGUGUACCAAACUCGCAUCCAACGCGAGCGUUUUGGAGAGAGAGUCGACCUCUACGAAGAAGCGCGAGGCAAGUACAUUGUCGACAAAGACGUGAUGAAUGCGAUGCAGAAGCAUGCCGUGGUGAUGCACCCUCUUCCCAGGCUUGAUGAGAUUACGGUGGACGUCGACGACGAUCCCAGGGCUGCCUAUUUCCGUCAAGCGAAGAACGGUCUGUACAUAAGGAUGGCUUUACUGAAGCUUUUGCUUGUCGGAUGGUGAAGCGUGAAUGUCUGAUCUUCCAACAGUUUUGCACUUGACGUUGCGAACUGAGUUUUUCUCUUUUGUUUCGGAGAACAAUUCCAUCACAUGAUUAAAUGUCAAGUUUUGAGACUGCUGAUUGAGGAGAAAGUAUAAUCUAUGGAAUAAGUUUUUAUCUCGCUGUUCACA
Molecule: messenger RNA, 1575 nt
Organism: Eucalyptus grandis
Lineage: Eukaryota; Viridiplantae; Streptophyta; Magnoliopsida; Myrtales; Myrtaceae
Product: aspartate carbamoyltransferase, chloroplastic
Exons: 7
Coding region: 190-1407 (405 amino acids)
Biological process (GO): 'de novo' pyrimidine nucleobase biosynthetic process; amino acid metabolic process
Molecular function (GO): aspartate carbamoyltransferase activity; amino acid binding
Source: RefSeq, a predicted model, not a curated record